CCAGCGCUCAGCCCCGUGCCACCUGUGGUCCACCUGACCCUGCGACAGGCGGGCGACGACUUCUCCCGUCGCUACCGCCGCGAUUUCGCAGAGAUGUCCAGCCAGCUGCACCUGACGCCCUUCACCGCGAGGGGACGCUUUGCCACGGUGGUGGAGGAGCUCUUCAGGGAUGGAGUGAACUGGGGAAGGAUUGUGGCCUUCUUUGAGUUCGGUGGAGUCAUGUGUGUGGAGAGCGUCAACCGGGAGAUGUCGCCCCUGGUGGACAACAUCGCCCUGUGGAUGACAGAGUACCUGAACCGGCACCUGCACACCUGGAUCCAGGAUAACGGAGGCUGGGACGCCUUUGUGGAACUGUAUGGCCCCAACAUGCGGCCUCUGUUCGAUUUCUCCUGGCUCUCUCUGAAGGCACUGCUCAGCCUGGCCCUGGUGGGAGCUUGCAUCACCCUGGGUGCCUAUCUGGGUCACAAGUGAAGGCAACAGGCCUGCCCCAAACAAAUAUGCAAAAGGUUCAUGAAAGCAGUAGAAAUAUAUGCAUUGUUGGGAUGUACCAUGAAACGGAGCUAUGGUCUCUUAAAAACAAGCAAACAACAAACAACAAAAACAGCUUUCAGGCUCCACGUCGAAUCAGCUAUUUACUGCCAAAGGGAAAUACCAUUUAUUUUUUACAUUAUGGAGAAAAAGAUUUAUUUAUUUAGGACAGUCCCAUGGAGCACCCUGUCCUUGGAAAGCCUACUACCAGUCAUUGCCAAGCUCCACCGGUGUGGCUCCACCUGGAUCUCCUGUGCCUAUAAAUGGAUUCGCUUUCCAUGUUAGUGGCCGGGCUGACUCACCAUCUGAAGGGCAAACUGAUGGAGAACAUGACUGUUCCAGAAGCCGGCCUGCUGGCUGCUGGAGGUUUGGAAGAAGGUGUUCAUUUUCCUUGCAUUGAUUUGCCCCCGGGGGCUGUGAUAUUCAUAGAGGGAGGUGCUUGGAGGGAAGUGCAUUCUUUUCCGGCCGGAAGAACCUACACUUUGCAUAUGGCUCACAUGGUACAUGCCUGGUUGGCAGAAAAAAAUGAAAAGGGAACUUCAGAUGGACUUGGUAUCCGCCAAGAUUUCCACACCGAAGGACAGUGGUAGGAAAAAUGCCCUUAAACCUUAGGAAAGUAUUUUUUUAAGCUACCAAUUGUGCCGAGAAGCAUUUUAGCAAUUUCUACAAAAUCAUCCAGUACCUUAAGCCCUGAUGUGUAUAUUCUUAUAUUUUGGAUACGCUCCCUCUCCAAAAACUGGCUCUGUGCGUGAAACAGAAUCCUUGGGAAUGCGAGGAAGUGGACGUCUCGGCGACUCCUUCGGCAUCAGGAAGGCUGCAGUUACAGAAGCAUCAGGCCGCCACAAGUGCCUGCCUUUCCGCAAGAGGCCGCGGUUGGAAGUCCCGCUUCGUCCCGGUUGGGAGGCCUCAUCCUGGAACCGAGCCUGGGCACUCGCUGGCCUGCUCCAUGGAUUUCAAACAGAGGCCUGUGGUCUCCCGGCAUCUGGAAGCUGAGGAGUCAGAAUUCCACUGUCAGGAACGACGAGCAGGCUGGGGCCUGGUCCACCGGGGCCCUCCAGGGAGGCCCUUUUCCAUGUCGAGUGUGGAGCCUGGAGCCUGGGAACCAACGCUCCUAAGAUGUUUGUCACUGUGCAGGGAAGGAAACAGAGGCACUCUGCCCUUCCUAGCAGAGGGAGGUGGUGAAGGCUGGAGCGCCCCCACCGAAAUGGAACAGCAAAGAAAGGAGGCAUGUCCGCGUGCAGUGUGGCUGCUGCGCAUGCAUGCGAGUUGGCUGCGCGGCCACCCAUCCGUCUGAACAGUUUAGAGCGAGGCUUUACGUGACUUAGGGGAGGGUCAUAAAUCCUGAAGGAAGCACUGGGAUGAGGUGUCAUGGAUUAAUUGACCCAUGUCUGUGGAGUUGCGAUGUAAAACAUUAUCUUGUCAUUGUAGUUUGGUUUUAUUUGAAACCUGACAGAGGGGGGAAAAAAGUUCCAGGUGUGGAAUGUGGAGUUUAUCUGUACCUCCUGGGCAUUAAAAGAAAAAAAAAAAAUAGUGGUGGACAGCUCUAGAGAAGUAGUGAAAGAAGUGAUCUUCAGCUGAUAAACUAGGAAAUAUGUCAAGUUUAGAGAGUCUGAGACACACGUGGAAUAACUGUGGCAUUAUUGCAUUAUAUACCAUUUAUCUGUAUUAACUUUGGAAUGUACUAUGUUCAAUGUUUAAUGCUGUGGUUAAUAUUUCGAAAGCUGCUUUAAAAAAAAUACAUGCAUCUCAGCAUUUUUAAAAAUUGUAUUUAGUUAUGGCCUCUACAUUCUUUGUUAGCAAAAAUGAACAUUUUUCCAUUUGAGAGUCUUGUCUCUUAAUUGUUUAAAAGCAUUUCUGAGAAGAUGAGCUAAGUCCCAGGUCUCAGCUACUGGAGAUACCCUGGAGCACGCUGGCCACGGAGUUAUGUGCACUUCCAUGACCACAUAAUUGUUUUGCAAGGGACAUACCUGUUGUCCCUUUGCCUGUGUUCCUUGAGGGUUUAUUUGUCCCUGGACAAAUCAGAAUUCAACUCACAUUAUUUAGGCUUGCAUACAUGUUUGGUUAAACCCAUGAGGUUCAUUCAGUUGAAAAUCGAGAUGGGAAGUGACCAGGGGAUUAAAUUCUGGCUCCGAUGGUUUGACCUUUCAAGAGUUGCUUUCCAUGGCCUGUUUCCACACAGACUCCUCCAGCUCCCUCCUUCCGCAGGGCCCUUUCCCUGGCUGGCCUUCAGGUUUUUCCUGACAUGCGGUGGCACUUACGCCCCAUGCCCCACACCGAGAAAGCAGGAAACCCCAUGGUAUGAAGCCAGACCUCCCUGGCGGGCCUCAGGGAACGGGACGAUCAGACCUUUGAAUGAUUCUAAUUUUUAAGAGAAAUAUUAUUUUAUGAAAGGUUUACAUUGUCAAAAGUGAUAAAUAUGGAAUAUCAAAUCCUGUGCUGCUAUCCUGCCAAGAUCAUCUUAAUGGAGUCAGUUUGCAGUACACUCCAAGUGGCGACAGCCUCCAAGCUGCUUUAGAGUAACAAUGAAGAACAUGGACGUUUUUAAUAUAGAGUCUGUUUGUCUUUUAUUGUUGUUUUUGUUAUUGUUCAAACUGGGAUUUGCAGAAUAUUCAAAAAAAUGUAUAUAUAUAUUAAAAAAAAAAAAAACCUCCCAGGGGUUGGCUUCUGGCUGGUUUCCUUUGCUGUGGGGUUUUGUUAUCUGGUUUUGAUGGUGAACGUGCCCAGCUGCCUGCCCCCAGAACUGUACAGUAUUGUGGCUGCACUCACUCUAAAAGUAGUUAUGUUGCAUUUUUCUUGUUGUUAAAAACAUGUUAGAAGCAACGAAUGUAUAUAAAGCUUCAACUAGUCAUUUUUUCUUCUCCUUUUUUUAUUGUCUCAAUUAUUUUGUGAUCAGACAACCAGAGGACCAUUCCUACUUAUUUCUUGUUGAGAAGAGAUUCACACCCGAAUACAUGGUGCAUAUGUUGGCCAGGGUCAAGGUUAGCUAGAACACACGCACUUUCCCAAUGGGGGUCAAGGGCUCUAAACAGAACCACAGGAGAAAAUCACUGAAGAACCUCUGCAGUCCUCCCAAGCCCCAGUGCAAAAGCACUCCGAAAGAGAGAUCAAAACAGUCAACAUGUGCUAUAGCAGACAGUUCAUCUGAGUUUGUACAGUGGCUGAAAAAAAAAAUCUUGUAUGUUUUAAGAUUUGGGUUAAAGUCACAUUUCGAAUUUAGGAAGCACCUUUCAAUAUUCCAACAAACAAACAAAAACAUAUUCUGCCCCAACCCACUUAUCUCUGCAUAUUCAGAUUGACUUUUAUUUCUUUAGUAAGUAUUUAUUGCUUAUCAUUGAAAGAUCUAGUCCUGGCCCAGUGUGGGAAAUUCGGAAGUGAUUAUAAAUCAAGAGGAGUUAUAAUAAUCAGGAUGAAACAUAAAUAAGGCAGUCCCCCACACAUGUCUGGUUUUCAUAUUAAGGUUCUACUAAUUGAACAGAAUUGCAAGUCAUCUAACAUGUAAUUAAACUUAUGCUAAAAUGACUACAAAUGCGAACAUAAAUUCUCAUUUCAAUUGUACUUCUAAGGCAGUGGUUGUUUUUAUCCUUUCUUAUCACUAAUAGUUAGUAAUGUACACCUGCUCUAUCAGAAAGAAACAGGAAGGGCUUGAAAUACAAGCCAUGCUAAGGAAAUUAGGGAGUCAGUUGAAAUUCUAUUCUGAUCUUAUUCUGUGGUGUCUUUUGCUUCCCAGACAAAUGCGGUUGCACACUUUUUAAAAAAUACAAUUCUACAUUGUCAGGCUUAUGAAGGUUCCAACCAGAACUUUAUUGUUAUUCAAUUUGGAUCUUCCAGAGAUUUUUUUUUUAAAUUAUUAUGGGACAAAGGACAUUUGUUGCAGGGGUGGGAGGGAGGAAUUUUCAAAAGAGCAAAACAUUCCCAAGAUUGGAUUAGAGCAUGGAGGUUUCAGAACAGCCAGGACUGUGGGGUAUGAAAUGGAAAUGAGUGUGACCUUUUGCUAGAGGUCAAUGUCAUAUCUCCAUGAAGGAACUUACAAAACAAGCAAGAAACAUUUUAAAGUUCGGUGAUAAUGAUUAGAUUCUAGAGACAUCAGAACAACUCAAAAUCCAGCUCUGUACAGCAGUGCAUAAGGACCAAAACUCUUAAACAAUUGCCCGCAAUGGCAUAUAUUUCAAGCCUGGGUAUGUCUAAUGACUACUUAAACAAUAAAUUUGCAGUUCUGAACAAUAGGAUAUUUAAUAAAAACCUUCUGGUUGGUAGGAACAUCUGUUUCUAAGUAUUUAUCAUGCACAAUACAGAAAGAAAAUAAAAACAAAAAAAUGUAAAACUCGAUUGAGCAAGUGGUAAUACAGGUCCAUUGUCUUUAACCCCAAAAAUCAUUCUGUUCCAUGUCUGUGCUCAUAGGACAGACCUUGGACAACCACAAAAUAUGCAUCCCACUGGACACAAAGAAACCCAGCUGGAGUAUGAAUGGUAUUGCACCAAUUCAUCAUGCUACCCCAGAAAAAUAAUUUAAAGCCAAUUUCCUGUUGAUGAUAGUUUGUUUGGGGUACCAAUGUAAGCCUAGCAAACAAAAACACCGGUGCAAGACAGAAAGACUUCAUCAAAAGAUCCUGGGACUGUUACCAAAUGUGACUGUGAUGUGGAUACUUGGUAAUGCCAUUUACCUAAACCUUUUGGCGACUCUGUAGUGGGCCUUCCAAGCUAGCUCAUUAAGUUUUUCCCUCUGGGGCACCAUUUGAAGGAGUGAUAGCCAAUCAAAUUCCUCUCGGGGAAGUGUUAGUGGUUGUGUUUAAUAUACUGUCUUCUUAAGUUUUCAACCAAGCUCUGCUUUUGUUUUGAGAUUAUUUUUGUCUGAAAUAAAAUAAGUGUAUAAAAAGUG
This is a messenger RNA of Myotis davidii, 5404 nucleotides long. It is a transcript of the gene BCL2, whose product is annotated as B-cell CLL/lymphoma 2. Gene Ontology annotation, molecular function: protein homodimerization activity; protein heterodimerization activity. Bases 94 to 471 code for a protein of 125 amino acids. Gene Ontology annotation, biological process: intrinsic apoptotic signaling pathway in response to DNA damage; negative regulation of intrinsic apoptotic signaling pathway; extrinsic apoptotic signaling pathway in absence of ligand. Gene Ontology annotation, cellular component: mitochondrial outer membrane. NCBI's taxonomy places the organism in Eukaryota, Metazoa, Chordata, Mammalia, Chiroptera, Vespertilionidae. The transcript is spliced from 2 exons. The record is from RefSeq and is a predicted model, not a curated record.